CUUUAACUAAAUCAUAAUUUCGGUCCUAGAACUCUCGCAUACGCAACCGAAACUCGUUUGAACAGAUCCAUCUGCUUUCCGUCACCGAUAAAUAGAGGAAUCACCAUUCUUCCCCCUCGUUUCCGUGUUUUUGCAAACUCAAACUCUCUUUUUACCUCCGCGCAAAAACGCCAUUCCGUUAGCUUCCGAUUUCCGCUUCGCGUUUUCAGAAAAUCUUCAUCAUCUGAAGCUUGAUCUUUGAAGAUGCCGGAUGAGACCACAAUCACUUUUUAUCGUGAUGGUGAGCAUUUUAUUGAGGUUGAUCCAACUGGACGGUAUGGGCGGUACAACGAUCUACUUGGUUCUGGAGCUGUGAAGAAGGUUUAUAUGGCGUUUGAUCAGAAGGAAGGCAUAGAAGUUGCUUGGAAUCAGGUUCGCUUAGGACGGUUUAGUGAAGAUCCAUCGCUCAUUAAUCGGAUCCACUCUGAGGUUCAGCUACUGAGAUCAUUGAAAAACAAAUACAUAAUCACUUGUUAUAGUGCCUGGAAGGAUGAGGAGCGUAACACCAUAAAUUUCAUUACCGAGGUGUGCACAUCAGGGAACUUGAGAGAGUACAGGAAGAAGCAUCGUCAUGUGUCCAUUAAGGCUUUGAAGAAGUGGUCGAAGCAGGUACUUGAGGGAUUGGAAUACCUCCACACUCAUGAACCCUGCAUUAUUCACAGAGAUCUUAAUUGCAGUAACAUCUUUGUUAAUGGCAAUACUGGCCAGGUAAAAAUUGGUGAUCUGGGAUUUGCAGCUAUAGUUGGAAAGAGCCACUUAGCCCAUUCAAUAAUAGGGACAAUGGAGUACAUGGCACCGGAGUUGUAUGAGGAGGAUUACACGGAGAUGGUGGACAUAUACUCCUUCGCGAUGUGCCUGCUCGAGGUGGUUACUAUGGAGAUACCUUACAGCGAAUGUGACAGUGUUGCAAAGAUAUACAAGUACGUCACUACGGGGAAAAAGCCACAAGCCUUGAACAAGGUGGCUGAUCCAGAAGUCAAGGCGUUUAUUGAGAAGUGCAUAGCUCAGCCAAGGGCUAGACCUUCAGCCUCUGAGCUUCUCAAGGAUACGUUCUUUUCUGAACUCGGUGACGAAGAGACUGAUGUGACACGUGCCUAGAUAUCUCACCAGCUUUACUGUUUCUGAUUUAAUGCUACUGAUUGACGGGCUUCAAUGAAGUGUAUGCCGCCCAUUUAUCCGUUUCUCUCUCCCGACUCCUCGCCUCAAAUUGUUCUACAUGUAGAUAUACACGUAUUACGUAUACAAUAGAUCGAACCAAUGAUGCUUGUGUAGUUGUGUUGCUUGUACAACUAAACCUUAGAUAUGUCUUACUGGAUUCAUAUGCUACUGUCUUGUAUCAUUUCGAACGUUUCUUAACAUUUAACGAC
Molecule: messenger RNA, 1406 nt
Organism: Morus notabilis
Lineage: Eukaryota; Viridiplantae; Streptophyta; Magnoliopsida; Rosales; Moraceae
Product: probable serine/threonine-protein kinase WNK11
Exons: 3
Coding region: 244-1137 (297 amino acids)
Biological process (GO): protein phosphorylation; intracellular signal transduction
Cellular component (GO): cytoplasm
Molecular function (GO): protein serine/threonine kinase activity; ATP binding
Source: RefSeq, a predicted model, not a curated record